AUGCAGUUCAAGCUUGCCACCGUUGCCGCUCUCCUGGCCACGGUCGUUUCUCCGGCUUUUGCCGGCUCCGAGGGCGCUACUGUCGUUUCCGCUAUCCAGAAGCUGACUGAGAGGGUCGUGGACGUCUCCAAGGAGCUACAGGAAUUGAGCGUGGUCAAUUUCCCUUCUAAAGGCUAUGUAGGUCGCCCAAGUCUAAAGUUCCAGUCACUCCAUCCACCCCAAAGAUAUGAAACUAAUAUCGCCCAGAAAUUCCCCAGCAGCUACCGGGAUGUCUUGAUCCUCAAGAAUGAUCAAGUUUCACAAGCUCCUCGGGGCAUUGACGCUAGUGAUGAGCCCGAGGUCUGCAAUGCUUUUAUCACCUUCGCGGAGGUUGAGAAGACAUUCCUACAAGAUGUCAUCGGCAAGCACGGCAUCUUUGGCAUUUUCGUGUUUACUAGUCCGGUUGGUGCUCUCCUGCGCGCCGAUGAAAACAUCAGUGAUACAUACUACUUCAACAUCCUUGGCUUGGUUCCAUCUUGCAAGAACGAUCUCCAGGCUAAGAAUAAGGAAGUUGAUGCCUUGCUCAGCAAAGCUGUGGAGCUAUAUUCUUCUUAA
Penicillium atrosanguineum is the source of this 594-nucleotide messenger RNA. RefSeq lists its product as uncharacterized. Lineage: Eukaryota; Fungi; Ascomycota; Eurotiomycetes; Eurotiales; Aspergillaceae. The coding region runs from base 1 to 594 and encodes 197 amino acids. The record is from RefSeq and is a predicted model, not a curated record. The transcript is spliced from 3 exons.